Messenger RNA from Orycteropus afer afer, 1692 nucleotides. The record is from RefSeq and is a predicted model, not a curated record. Lineage: Eukaryota; Metazoa; Chordata; Mammalia; Tubulidentata; Orycteropodidae.
AUGGCAUUGGAUAAAGCCACAGACCCAAGUGUGUCAGAACAGGAUUGGUCGGCUAUCCAGAAUUUCUGUGAGCAGGUGAACACGGAUCCCAAUGGGAAAAGGGUGCUGGAGACCUGUGUGAACCACUGUGGAGAGAAGUUCCACAACGAGGUGGCCAAGUUCCGCUUCCUGAAUGAGUUGAUCAAAGUGCUAUCCCCAAAGUACUUAGGAUCCUGGACUACAGAAAAAGUGAAAGGAAGAAUCAUUGAAAUACUCUUCAGUUGGACAGUCUGGUUCCCUGAAGACAUCAAGAUCCGGGAUGCUUAUCAGAUGCUGAAGAAACAAGGAAUCAUAAAGCAAGACCCUAAACUGCCAGUGGACAGAAUCUUACCCCCACCUUCUCCCUGGCCUAAGAGCUCCAUUUUUGAUGCUGAUGAAGAAAAGUCAAAGCUCCUGACAAGGCUCCUGAAGAGCAACCACCCUGAGGACCUUCAGGCUGCAAACCGGCUGAUCAAGAAUCUGGUCAAGGAGGAGCAAGAGAAGUCAGAGAAGAUAUCCAGGAGAGUCAGCGCAGUGGAGGAAGUCCGCAGCCACGUCAAGGUGCUGCAGGAGAUGCUCAGUGUGUACCGCCAGCCGGGGCAGGCCCCGCCAGACCAGGAGGCCCUGCAGGUGGUGUACGAAAGGUGUGAAAAGCUGCGGCCUACACUGUUCCGUCUGGCGAGUGACACCACAGAUGACGAUGACGCACUUGCGGAGAUCCUCCAGGCAAAUGACCUCCUCACGCAGGGAGUUCUUCUGUACAAACAGGUGAUGGAGGGCCGUGUCACCUUUGGGAACACAGUGACCAGCCCAGUGGGAGAGACACCUGUUUCCAGAGUCAGUCAGAAUCCAGCAGGCUGCGUGAAGAACUGCCCCCUGAUUGACUUGGAGGUGGACAGUGGAUUUGAGCAGGCCCAGACUCUGGCACCAUCUUUACUUCACGAGGACCUAGCAGUCUUAGGGAUCAGUGAUGCUCCUGUCACAGAUAAGGUUAACCAUCAGAACUGCUAUAAGGAAAAGAGGAAUCCCACUCCGAGCGUACUGCCAGGUGGUGGUGUUCAGAGUCCUUCUGCAGAAAGGAACUUGCUGGAUCUCCUCUCCCCACAGCCCUCAGCGGGCCCUCUGAAUUAUGUUCCCCAGAAAAGUAUCCCCAGGGAAGUGCCACCAGGCACUAAGGCCUCUCCGGGUUGGUCCUGGGAGGCAGGCCCAUUGAUGGCUUCUCCGUCUUCCCAGAACACACCGCUGGCCCAGCUCUUUGUCCCUUUGGAGUCCGUUAAGCCCAGCAGCCUGCCGCCUGUUAUCGUGUACGACCGGAAUGGAUUCAGAAUUCUGCUCCACUUCUCCCAGACCGGGGCCCCUGGCCACCCGGAGGUGCAGGUGUUGCUGUUGACCAUGAUGAGCACUGCUCCCCAGCCUGUGUGGGACAUCAUGUUUCAAGUAGCUGCACCAAAGUCAAUGAGAGUGAAAUUGCAGCCGGCAUCCAGCUCCAAGCUUCCUGCAUUCAGUCCUUUGAUGCCUCCAGCCAUGAUCUCUCAGAUGCUGCUGCUUGAAAACCCACACAAAGAGCCCAUCCGCCUGCGGUAUAAGCUGACAUUCAACCAGGGCGGACAGCCUUUCAGUGAAGUAGGAGAAGUGAAAGAUUUUCCAGACCUGGCUGAUUUGGGUGCAGCCUAA